AUGGUGGCAUUGUCUUGUGGUCCCAACCUGUAUAUCCUCUCAAGAUCAGAAGUGCAUCGCUACGACCCAAGCCAGGACCGUUGGAGCAAGAGGACCCCUCCGAAACUCAUUCCUGACAUCUGUACAGCUGUUGCCAUGGGAACAGAGAUCUUCUGCACAGACAAGGAGUUCAGCAAGACGAUGGUGUACAACACAGAGUCAGAUCGCUGGCAGAAACUGUCAGGCUGGCCAAACCCUGAAAUCCUCCCUCGUCAUCUUGCCGCCAUUCCCAGGCUUUUCGUACUGGAGAACCAGCUGCAUGUAUUGUUAGCAGCGUUUGACAUUUACCUAAAGCCAUCAGAAUAUAUGGUCUAUGUGUACGACAGGUCUGCUGAUGCCUGGAGAGACUUGGAGGUCACGCUGCCUGAUAAGACUAGUAAUAGUUCAGGAAUACUGUGCCAUAUAGAGAAACUGCACAAGUUCCAUGAGAUACAUACAACCCUCUUCGUCGCCAGAUGGCGCUCCUGUAGGCUGUACAGCCCCGUAAUCAUCAUCAACAUGGCUGCCGCAGAUCAGGAACCACACGACGCUGUAGUUCGUCCUCGUUCCUACCAAGACGAGAGCUAUCUGCACGGGUUUCUUGGAACUGUGGGCGACUUACAGAAGGCUGGGGUACUGCAGGAUGUCGUCCUUGAAGUCGAGGACCGGCAAUUUCCCUGCCAUCGGCUUGUUCUGUCCGCGGCCAGCCCCUACUUCAGGGCCAUGUUUACAAGUGACAUGGCGGAAAGUCGGAAAGAGACGGUUGUUUUAAAGGGUUUGGAUGCAGGCAUGUUUGAGGAGAUCCUGAGUUACAUCUACUCGGGAACCCUCAAUGUCUCCCUGGACAAAGUGCAGCCCCUGUACCAGGCAGCCGACCUCCUCCAACUGGACUAUGUGAGAGACACCUGCAGCAGCUACAUGGCCAUGAACGUGGAGCGCUCCACCUGUGUGGACAUGUACAAGUUUGCUGAUGCCUUCUCUGCAGAUAUGCUCAGGAAACAUUGUCUGAAGUGUAUUAGUAAACACUUUGCUAAGGUUGCCUCCAGUGAGGAGUUCUGCAGCGUGAGUGUAAAUCAGCUGACUGAGAUCAUCAGCCAUGAUGAGCUGGAUGUUAAAGAGGAGACAACAGUGUGGGAGGCUGUGGUGAGAUGGGUGCAGCACAGCAGGGAGGACAGACUGCACCACCUACCCAGCAUCCUCCCUCACAUCCGCUUCAACCUGCUGACCUCAGAUGACACGGCAGCCAUCUUGAAACACCCCCUGGUCAGGGAGGAUCCUGGGAGUAGUUCUGGAGUUGUUAGGAAUGUGGUACAGAAAGGAAACUCCAGCGUGAACCUCCGGCAGGGAAUGGAGACCAUGGAAAUGGUUCUGCUGUCCACUGAAGAGAGAGACGAGCUUGUCUUCAUGAACCCACGGGAAGGGAAGUACAUCAUCUGCAAUUACGUUCCCGGAGACCUUCACUAUGGCAGGGUCAUGACAGUCACCAGUGAUAAUGACAUUUACCUACUGAGUAGAGAGGGAGACGUGGGCAUUGAUCGGCUCUCACUGUUCAAGUACAACCAUGCAGAAAAUGGGUGGGAACCUGCUGAUAUGUCUGCAGAAUCUGGCUUGGUAAGGCCAGUAGGUGGUUGGUCCCAGUGUGAUGAGCUCAUUUUGGAAAUUGAUGGAAGUUUCUACCUUGUGGUUGCAAUGAUAGGAGAGAGCCCGGUGGUUGAGAUGAGAAAGUAUGAUUGGCACAGGAACCAGUGGCAGGAGUGUUCGCGGCUACACCUAAACACCUCACAACGCGGUCCCCACCUGUAUUUCCUCUCAAACACGGAAGUGCAUUGCUAUGACCCGAGCCAGGACCGUUGGAGUGAGCGGUCCCCACCAAAACUCAUUCCUGAAAUCUGUUCAACUGCAGCCAUGGGAACCGAGAUUUUCUGCACAGAUCUUGACUUCACCCAGACCAUGGUGUACAACACAGUGAUGGAGCGUAGCGCCUCGGCACACAGAUCUCCAGGUGGUUCUGUCGCUGGUGGCCUUCCAGGCUGCGGCGAUGGUGAGGCCGGCAGACUGCUGCAGGUCGUUGGCCAGUUGAUCGAGCCAAGUACGCCUGGGUCGUCCUCUGGGGCGGGACCAGGUACUGGGGUUUGGUUCUCUCAGCAGGACGACAGGUUCGGGAGCAGGUUCUGCCCGAGCAAGGUGGCCAAAGAGGCGAAGACGGGCAGAGCGGAUCUUUUGGGAAAGUGGUGGCUGGUUGGUGAUGCUACGCAGGGUGGCAUUGGAGACUCAAACUGGUGUUUUAAAAUUCAACAACGCUAA
Molecule: messenger RNA, 2322 nt
Organism: Branchiostoma floridae (Florida lancelet)
Lineage: Eukaryota; Metazoa; Chordata; Leptocardii; Amphioxiformes; Branchiostomatidae
Product: kelch repeat and BTB domain-containing protein 8-like
Exons: 7
Coding region: 1-2322 (773 amino acids)
Molecular function (GO): protein binding
Source: RefSeq, a predicted model, not a curated record